CUGCGGGACUCCUCCCCUAAUGCAGACCGAGCAGAUCGCUCUUCCUGCGGUGUGACAGCAGCAGCAGCGGCACUGGCGCAUUGUGUGUCUUUAAUAUUCAUUUGAUUCUUUUCUUCUCACGUUGAGUUAUUAAUACAACCUCAUCUGAUUUCCCUCCCUCUGAACGGACUGCGGGACGGAGCGGGCUUCUCUAAAAUGGCCAACAGAGAUGAUGAAUACGAUUUCUUGUUCAAAGUUGUUCUCAUCGGAGAUUCGGGCGUCGGGAAGAGUAACCUGCUGUCGCGCUUCACACGGAACGAGUUUAAUCUGGAAAGCAAGAGCACAAUAGGAGUGGAGUUCGCCACCAGGAGCAUCCAGGUGGACGGCAAGACGAUAAAAGCGCAGAUCUGGGAUACGGCAGGGCAGGAGCGAUACAGGGCCAUCACCUCUGCAUAUUAUCGCGGCGCGGUCGGUGCGCUGCUGGUGUACGACAUCGCCAAGCAUCUGACCUAUGAGAACGUGGAGCGCUGGCUGAAAGAGCUGCGAGAUCACGCUGACAACAACAUCGUCAUCAUGCUGGUGGGGAAUAAGAGCGACCUGCGCCACCUGAGAGCCGUUCCCACCGACGAGGCGCGUGCUUUCGCAGAGAAAAAUAACCUGUCAUUCAUCGAGACGUCCGCUCUGGAUUCGACUAACGUGGAGGAGGCCUUCAAGAACAUCCUAACAGAAAUCUAUCGCAUCGUAUCACAGAAGCAAAUCGCCGACCGAUCGGCUCACGACGAGUCGCCGGGAAACAACGUGGUGGACAUCAGCGUCCCACCAACUACAGACGGCCAGAAGGGCAACAAACUGCAGUGCUGCCAAAACCUGUAACCACGACAACCAGCCCUCACCUGUCACUCAUCCGUCUCCCUCUACAUGUCGUGCGCUAACGUUCUCAAUUUGAUUUGUGUAAUAUAUAUAUAUUUUUCUUUUUGAUAGCUUGUCCACUCACAUACACACAUAAUGACUGCCAUGAGUAAACUUUUACAGUAUCAGACUGUGCUCUGGUUUUAUUGGCUGCUAGACUGUGGUUGAAAUAUGAAAAUCAGGUUUAUCAAUGCAAGUAAAUAGUCCACUAUCAUAGAGAAACAUAGACAUAAAACACUUGACCUUGGAUGUUUUUUCCUUCAGAUGUCCUCUGCUACCAUCAGGUCCAUCUCAAGAUCAUGUGAAGGUCAUAUUUCAUUCCAAAAUCAAAAUAAAUUUUAAUUAUAUAAUUAAUGAUAUUAAUAUUAUUAGUAGUAAUUCAUAAUAAUUAAUAAUUUUAAUAUUUUUCUCCUCAAAUUAUAUAUAUAUAUAUAUAUAUAUAUAUAAUUACUGUAAUUUGAUUCUAUGGGAAAUUCAUGAAAUGUCACAAAAAUUAAUUUUACUAUAUUAUGAAAUACUCUGUUUAGUAAUAAGAUUAAUAAUAUUAAUUUUUAAUUCCUUCAAAGUUUUAUUACAAUAAUGCAAAAUUAUAUAUUUAAUUUUAUGAUUUUCUUUUGCUAUAAUAUAUUACUGUCAUUUGAAUCCCAGAAAAAUGUAUGAAAAUGUCAUAAAAAUUACCUUUUAGUAUAUUAUUAUAUGUAAUAUAAUUUCAGAAUUUUGCUUUAAUCUUACAUUUCUAAAUAUUUUUAAUUAAUAAUAAAAUUAAUAAUAACAUAUUUUUUUAUAUAUUUCCCCCUAUAUAUAUAUAUAUAUAUAUAAUGAAAUACUCAAUUUAAUAAUAAAAUUAAUAAUAUUAAUAACAGAAUUGAAUUUUUGAAAAUUCCCCCAAAUUUUUAUAACAAUAAUGCAAAAUUAUAUAUAUAAUUUUAUUAUUUUUCUUUGUUGAAAUAUAUUACUGUAAUUUGAAUCCCAGGGAAAUUUAUGAAAAUGUCAUACAAAUUACUUUUUAGUAUAUUAUGUAAUAUAAUUUUAUGAUUUUGCUGUAAUCUUACAUUUCUAAAUAUUUUUCUGCACUAAUUUUAUGUCAGGUUCCCUCAAAAUCCAAUUGUGGAAACACACACACACACACACACACACAUUACAUUUUUUUGCUUUUUUUAUUUUUACAUUGAUUUCUACAGUAUUUUCAUGACAUUUUAAUGAAUUUCCUUCAUUUAAAUUACAGUAAUGCAGUAAUAUGUGUGUUUUAUGGAUGAAAUAUUGUAUAACCUCACGUUUUCUUGAGACUUACCUUAAUAUUCUUCAGCAAAGUUGUGAAAUUAAUCUACUUUACAGACAGUACUAGUUGUAAGCGUUAAAUCGUGGUAAAGCUGCUAGUUGAGUCUGUUAUCUGAGCUUUCUAUUCCUGUCUGUGUAACACUAUGGGAGGAGGAAGUAAUAUUUACAGCAAACAGGAAGUCCGGCCUUCACAAACACAUCUGUGGCUGGAUUCUGGUACAUCAAAUAACAAACAUAAUGUGGAAACAAACUAACAGAUCAGCAAACAACACAAUACCAGUCAAGAGCUCAUCUGUUACAGCACUAUUUAUUUGAUUUUAUAUGCAUAUAGUUCUUUUGGGGGUUUUUUUGUAUGCAUUGUUUUUUUUUAAUAUGUGUAGGUUCAUUUGUCCAACACACCUCAAUGUCUAAAUGAAGUCUCAUGAACGCUGGUCUGGAGGUUCGCUGUGAACACACACAAAUACACAUACAAACACACAACUAUUUGUAAUUAUCAACAUUUUCAAAUGAAAAAUAAAAUGAUGCUUAAAUUGUGAA
Labeo rohita (rohu) is the source of this 2703-nucleotide messenger RNA. RefSeq names its product RAB11B, member RAS oncogene family, b (gene rab11bb). Gene Ontology annotation, cellular component: recycling endosome. NCBI's taxonomy places the organism in Eukaryota, Metazoa, Chordata, Actinopteri, Cypriniformes, Cyprinidae. Gene Ontology annotation, molecular function: GTPase activity; GTP binding. The transcript is spliced from 5 exons. The record is from RefSeq and is a predicted model, not a curated record. Bases 196 to 852 code for a protein of 218 amino acids. Gene Ontology annotation, biological process: regulated exocytosis; constitutive secretory pathway.